Messenger RNA from Brassica napus (rape), 1406 nucleotides. Its product is annotated as 3-hydroxyisobutyryl-CoA hydrolase-like protein 5. The record is from RefSeq and is a predicted model, not a curated record. Bases 510 to 1286 code for a protein of 258 amino acids. Gene Ontology annotation, molecular function: 3-hydroxyisobutyryl-CoA hydrolase activity. Gene Ontology annotation, biological process: L-valine catabolic process. The transcript is spliced from 7 exons. Lineage: Eukaryota; Viridiplantae; Streptophyta; Magnoliopsida; Brassicales; Brassicaceae.
UUUUAUUUUAAAUUUUAAAUAUUAAUUGUUUAAUUAAAUUAUUUUAAAAUAUUUAUACAAUAAUCUUAGCUCCCAAGUUAGAGCAUGUACAACGGGAGUUUUUAAUAAAUCCUAAAGUACAAAUCCUUCACUAUUAACCAUAUAAUAUUAAUAUUAAACUCAUAUUGCUUAAGGAUCAAUCCUUUCCUAAGGAUUUUUUUGCGUGAAUCCUUGUUGACGUGGCAGUUGAGUUUUGUUUAUCGCGUGAAGGGUUUCCCGUGAGUCUCUUCCAUGGAUUGAUCCUCCUUCUAUCUCUCCCGAUCGUCAUCAUCGCCUACCUCUUCGUCUCCGAAGCUCUCGGUAUCCAAAUCCUCAUCUACAUCUCCUUCGCCGGCAUAAAAAUCCGCGACAUCGAGCUCGUCUCCCGCGCCGUUCUUCCACGGUUCUACGCGGCGGAUGUGAGGAAGGACAGUUUCGAGGUGUUUGAUAAAUGUAAGAGGAAAGUGGUGGUCACUGCUAAUCCCAUAGUGAUGGUUGAGCCCUUCGUUAAAGAUUACUUGGGAGGAGAUAAAGUUUUGGGAACAGAGAUCGAAGUGAAUCCCAAAACGAUGAAAGCCACUGGGUUUGUGAAGAAGCCUGGUGUUCUUGUUGGAGACUUGAAGAGAUUAGCCAUCUUGAAGGAGUUCGGGGAAGAAUCACCGGAUCUUGGCCUCGGUGACCGCACCUCCGAUCAUGAUUUCAUGUCCAUCUGCAAGGUCCUCAAGCUUGCAGAAUAUCUUGAAACCUGGGAGAAGGACGACAAAACGAAGCUUAUACUGAUCAAGGGUGCAGGGAGAGCUUUCUCAGCCGGUGGUGAUCUAAAGAUGUUUUAUGACGGCCGUGAUUUAAAGGAUUCUUGCCUUGAGGUUGUUUACAAGAUGUACUGGCUCUGCUAUCAUAUCCACACUUACAAGAAGACUCAGGUUUCUCUUGUAAAUGGAAUAUCAAUGGGUGGAGGUGCAUCAUUGAUGGUCCCAAUGAAGUUCUCUGUUGUGACUGAGAAAACUGUAUUUGCAACCCCAGAAGCAAGUAUUGGGUUUCACACUGAUUGUGGCUUCUCCUACAUCCAUUCACGUCUUCCUGGUCAUUUAGGAGAAUUCUUGGCUUUAACUGGGGCAAGAUUGAAUGGCAAAGAACUUGUAGCAAUUGGAAUGGCAACAUAUUUUGUUCCUUCUGCUGUGAGUUUUUUUUUUUUUUUUUGGAAUGCUUUCCUUAGUUAUAAAUAUAUUCGCGCGUACGUUUUGCUGGAUGAAUUGUUUUUGUUAUGAGAGUAUUUAGUCUUCUAUGAUUAUGUAAUGUGACCUCUCUUGCUUGAUCUUUCUUGAGCCUAUUAUUUUUUUAUUCUUAAGGAUUCCUAAUGAAUAACACUAUUGGACAUACUUAUUUGA